Penicillium robsamsonii is the source of this 1017-nucleotide messenger RNA. Its product is annotated as thioesterase family protein. The transcript has 2 exons. NCBI's taxonomy places the organism in Eukaryota, Fungi, Ascomycota, Eurotiomycetes, Eurotiales, Aspergillaceae. The record is from RefSeq and is a predicted model, not a curated record. The coding region runs from base 1 to 1017 and encodes 338 amino acids.
AUGUCCACCGUCAACCCAUCCUUCCAAGAUGCCAUCAAGGUCACUCCACAAGGCUCCAAUAAAUACAGCGCCUUCCUCCGACCAGAAUGGUGCAUUGGAACAGUCCCGCACGGCGGCUACACAACAGCUAUGAUCUACCAACUAGCCCUAACGCACUUCGCGCACGCCCACCCAAAGCAAUACAAAAACCCCGCAUCCCCGAUCUCCAUCCAACUCUCCUUCCUGCGACGCACAGCCUCAGGCCUCGUAACCUUCGAAGUUGAAGACGUCAAGAUCGGCCGUCGGACAAGCACAAUACACAUCAAGCUACUGCAGGCCUCUGAAAAGAAAGCCGGCCAGUUAGAUCUCAUGCUCGCUGGCUAUAUCACCGUCAGCCCGCCGGAGGCCGAAGUCGGCAUUAGCGUGAACACAGGGUGGAAGCCUCUCCCAGCUCCGGCGGCGGGUUCGCGCGCGGACGGGUCCGUUAAUCUGGCGGUGCUGGGUCGGACAGGCGUUGACGGGGCUUGGACGAAGCUUGUGCCGCCUUUCUCGGAGUUUCGCAAGGCUGCGACGCAUAUUGAGCUGUUUGGUCCCGGUGUUGGUGAGGCGCAGCAGAAGCGCUCGGGGACGCUGAAUAUCGAUCAGUGGGCUAGGUUCCGGCCUGGGGGUGAUGUUAAUGGUCGCUGGACGGAUGCUGCCGUGGCGUAUCUUAUUGAUAUGUUUCCCAUGGCGUUGGAUGGGUUUGAUACCAUGGCUGCUGCUGCAGCGGCGAAGGAGAGUGGGUCUGCGAUUGCUGGGCAGAAGGCCAAGUCUUGGUAUCCUACCGUUACGCUCAAUGUGGAUAUGAAGAAGCAUCUUCCUGCUGAGGGGGUGGAGUGGCUUUAUACUCGGAUUGUUACUAAGGCUGUUAGAGAUGGCCGGACGGAUUUGGACGUUACGGUUCUUGAUGAGGCUGGGGAUGUUAUUGCGGUGAGUACGCAGAUUGGGUUGGUUGUUAGUGCUAGUCGGAACAUUGGGACUAGGAAGGACAAGUUGUAG